Molecule: messenger RNA, 1368 nt
Organism: Fusarium vanettenii 77-13-4
Lineage: Eukaryota; Fungi; Ascomycota; Sordariomycetes; Hypocreales; Nectriaceae
Exons: 7
Coding region: 1-1368 (455 amino acids)
Biological process (GO): biosynthetic process; amino acid metabolic process
Molecular function (GO): pyridoxal phosphate binding; transaminase activity
Source: RefSeq, a predicted model, not a curated record
AUGGCAUCUUCAAAGACAAAGCUUUCUACCAGGGGCGAGGCGUUGGCUACUCCUACCGGCAAGAUGACGCUGUCAGAUGUGAUUUGCGACUUGUGGCACCCAGAGACCAACCCUGGCGGAUAUACUUUGAUGCAUAAGGAACUGAUCGAGCACAUGACCAAGAACUUUAGCGUCGACAGUCAUUCUCUGACCUGUGGUGACGGCUUCUCCGGCUCUCAUCGCCUUAGAGACACGAUUGCUAGAUUUGUCAAUCGUAACUUUAACCCUCAUGAGCCCGUCACCAAGAACCAGCUCGUCAUUACCUCUGGUGUGGGUCAGGCGGUUGAGACGACCGGCUUCUCAAUCUGUGAUAAGGGUGAUGGCAUCUUGCUUGGCCGCCCGUAUUAUGGAAACUUUCCUAUUGAUUUGGGCUGCCGGGUUGAGGCAAAAAUCAUUGGCGUGUCCUUCAAAAAAACGGACCCAUUCAGCUUAGAGGCUAUCGAGGUCUAUGAAAAGGCUCUUGUGGACGCACAAGCGCAGGGGAUACGUGUCAAAGCGCUUCUUCUCUGCAACCCGCACAAUCCCCUGGGUCGUUGCUAUACCCGAGAGGUCACUGAGGCGUACAUGACAUUCUGUCAAAAGUAUAAUCUUCAUCUUAUCUGCGAUGAGAUUUAUGCUCUAUCAGUUUGGAAGAACCCCAAGUUCCCUGAAGCUCCCGAGUUUACGUCAGUCCUGGCAAUCAACCCCGAUGGCAUUAUUGAUCGAGACCUAAUCCACGUCGUUUGGGGAAUGAGCAAGGACUUUGGCUCCAAUGGCAUCAGAAUUGGAUGUGUCAUCAGUCGAAACGAGGCUUUCAUUCGGGCUUGCGAAGCAAUCUCCAACUUCACUUGUCCCUCGUCUCUAGCUGACCUGACUACCUCGCGUAUUCUCUCUGACGACGCCUUUGUUGAAUCCUUUAUCAGCUCGAAUCGGUUACGCCUAGCUGACAACUACACCAUGAUAGCCAAGUUUCUAGAUGGCCAUCAGAUUCCUUACAAGGAGGGCUCCAACGCUGGCUUGUUCAUCUGGGCUGAUUUAUUUGGUCCCAUUCGAGCGCAGAUUCAUGCUGCCGUGACAAGGCAGAGAGAGGCAGGCAUAUCUUCCGACAAGAUUUUGUGGGAUCUAGAAGAGAAGCUCUACACGACUUUACUGAAGCACAGAAUCUUUCUCGCACUUGGAGCUGACUUUGGAGGCGAUGUACCCGGGUGGUUUCGCAUCGCGUUUGCUCACGAAAAGAUGUAUCUGCAACUGGGGCUGGACCGAGUUAUUGAAGCAGUUGAAGCGUUUCGCCGUCAGCUUGAGAGCAUGUGUGCAUCUGGCGUUUUCUCUUUUUCGCCUGGAUCUCGGUAA